GGGAGGGAGAGAGAGUGAAAUUGUCGUCGGUGAGAGGGACGAGGUUCUUCUGUGUGUGUGUGAGAGAGAGAGAGAGAGAGAGAGAGAGAGAGAGAGAGAGAGAGAGAGAGAGAGAGAGCAAAAAAAGCUAUGGCGGCAAAGCGUUGUUUCCACGUUGGAUCGGUGGAUGAAUUUAAGAAUGUCUCGGCCAUUCGAGCUGCGUUGGCAGAGUUCAUGGGACUACUCAUCUUCAAUUUCAUCUCCUGCGGUGCUGUUAUAGUUUCAGGGUUUUCCAGAAACUCCACAGGAGAUGUUGACUUCAACGCGAAGCUGGUCGCCAUAGCUUUGGCUCAUGGGCUGGCCAUCGGCAUCAUGGUGGCCGCUACAGCUGGCGUGUCUGGGGGCCAUAUCAAUCCUGCCGUCACCUUUGGGAUGCUGCUUACUGGCAGAAUCAGCUUGAUGAGAUCCAUCAUGUACUGGGUGGCCCAAAUUGUUGGUGCUAUUUUUGGAUCGGGUCUCAUCGCUGGCAUCGCACCCAACAAAGCUGAGGGUGGUCUGGGAACACAUCUCAUAAACAAAGCCAUUCAGGCUGAAGGUGUAUAUGCGGAGCAUCCUAAAGAAUACAUCCAAGUUGGAACCGGCUUUUUGACGGAGGUUAUCAUCACGUUCAUCUUGGUGUUUGUGAUUUGGGGCACAGCUGUGGACCCUCGCGGCCCGUCGGCCAUCGCUCCGUUGAUGAUCGGGCUCACUAUUCUUGCUAACCACCUGGUCGCCGUUCCAAUCACCGGGGCAUCCAUGAACCCUGCGAGGUCCUUCGGAGCCGUUGUCUGGUCGGGCAAGUGGGCCGACCACUGGAUCUACUGGAUUGGCCCGCUGCUGGGGGCUGCCAUUGCCGCCUUGUUCUACGAGUACGUCCUCCUUGCUCCUCCUCCCUCUCCCUCUGCACCGAAACAGCAAAGGAAGCUCGCUCCUGAAACUGAUCUCCCCGACAGCAGCGACAAGGCUGCUGAGGAGGUCUAAAAUCUUCGUUCCACAUUGUUCUUGUUUGAAGUUGUGUCCUUUUCUGUCCUUUCACGUUCAUUCCACUUC
Molecule: messenger RNA, 1068 nt
Organism: Chara braunii
Lineage: Eukaryota; Viridiplantae; Streptophyta; Charophyceae; Charales; Characeae
Source: the annotation of a GenBank genome assembly